AUGCGUUUCACAGCCGCUCUCGUCGCGGGCGCGCUCGCCGUCUGCGCCUCGGCCAACAAGAACUAUCUCGGCUUCAACUCGGGCGCCACAAAGGCAGACUACUCGGCCAAGUUCAAGGCCGACUACGAGGCCGAGUUCCGCACCGCCCAGGCCCUCCAGGGCGCCCCCGGCAAGUUCAACGCCGUCCGCCUCUACACCAACAUCCAGGCCUACUCCCAGGAGGAGCCCAUCGAGGCCUUCGAGGCCGCCAUCAACACAAAGACCCAUGUCCUCCUCGGCAUCUGGACGUCCGGCACCAACAGCAUUGCCAAGGAGAUCAACGCGCUGAAAAAGGCCGUCUCCAAGCACGGCACCAAGUUCACCGACCUCGUCAUCGGCAUCUCCAUCGGCAGCGAGGACUUGUACCGCAACUCCAAGACGGGCAUCAAGAACAAGGGCGGCGUGGGCAACAGCCCCGACGCCAUCGUGCGCUUCGUCAAGCAGUUCAAGCAAGAGUUUUCCAAGACGUCCCUGGCCAAGGUCCCCGUCGGCCACGUCGACACCUGGGACGCCUGGACCAACUCGACCAACAAGCCCGUCAUCGACUGCAUCGACUGGCUCGGCGUCGACGAGUACCCUAGCUACCAGAGCGGCGAGAACAACAACAUCAAGAACGCCGCCAAGCUCUUCGACGAGGCCUACCAGAAGACCCUGUCCGCCGCCGGCGGCAAGCCCGUGUGGGUCACCGAGACUGGCUGGCCCGUCUCGGGCCUCAACUGGGACCAGGCCGUCGCCAGCGUCGACAACGCAAAGCACUACUGGAACGAGAUUGGCUGCCGCAAGCUCUUCAACAAGGUCCCGACCUUUUGGUACAACCUGCGCGAUUCCAACCCGGACAACAAGCUCAAGUUUGCCAUCACAAAGGACCUCUCCACCAAGCCCAUCUUCGACCUCAAGUGCCCGACCAAGUUUGAGACAAAGUCCCGCUCUGCUUCUGAGUCCUACGGUGAGGCUAACAGCACCGACUUCAGACCUACCAGCACCGGCCGCCACCUGUCCACCAUGACGGCUGCCACUUCGCUCUCCAGCUCCACCUCGACCUCCGGCCGCGGGUCUCGUUCCGGCUCCGGGGCUGGCGCUUCAUCCACCACUUCAGCCCCGAGUUCCAACGCCGGCGCCUCCGUCCAGAGGCUGUCUGCCGCGGCCUACGCCGGCGUUGCCGUCUUCAUUGGCGCCUUUGCGCUGCCUUAG
Molecule: messenger RNA, 1230 nt
Organism: Hirsutella rhossiliensis
Lineage: Eukaryota; Fungi; Ascomycota; Sordariomycetes; Hypocreales; Ophiocordycipitaceae
Product: glycosyl hydrolases family 17 domain-containing protein
Exons: 1
Coding region: 1-1230 (409 amino acids)
Biological process (GO): cell wall organization; carbohydrate metabolic process
Cellular component (GO): cell surface; fungal-type cell wall; extracellular region
Molecular function (GO): glucan endo-1,3-beta-D-glucosidase activity; 1,3-beta-glucanosyltransferase activity
Source: RefSeq, a predicted model, not a curated record